This is a messenger RNA of Helobdella robusta, 2510 nucleotides long. RefSeq lists its product as hypothetical. The record is from RefSeq and is a predicted model, not a curated record. NCBI's taxonomy places the organism in Eukaryota, Metazoa, Annelida, Clitellata, Rhynchobdellida, Glossiphoniidae. Gene Ontology annotation, biological process: sodium ion transmembrane transport. Bases 519 to 2177 code for a protein of 552 amino acids. Gene Ontology annotation, molecular function: ligand-gated sodium channel activity. The transcript is spliced from 4 exons. Gene Ontology annotation, cellular component: membrane.
AUUGAUUUAGUAAUUAAGUUUUGUCAGCAUGUUACAUAUUUUAGUUUAAGAAUGUUUUUUUUGGUCUUAAGGUUUAAAAUUUGAUGAAAUCAAGUAUGAUGAUUGAAAAAAUUGUCUCCUAAUUUGUAGCUAUUUUGGGCAUAUUUUUUCUUGAUAUGUUACAUGUUGUUUUUUAAUUUUGGUUAAAAUUUAGGAUAAUAAUUUUCAAUCAUAUAAAUAAAAUUAUAUAAUCAUUGAUGAUUAUUAUAUAAUCAUCAAGUAAAUUACCUUCAAAACGAUGUAUUAUUACGAGAUAAUCUUGAAAAAAUCGUUAACUUAACAUGUAUUCUUGGAUAACAACUUGCAAGACGUUUAUCUUAUCUAACCACAGAAGAAAGAAAGGAGAUUGUGAUUGGUUGAUUGAUUGAUUGAUUGAUUGAUUGAUUGAUUGAUUGAUUGAUAUUGAUUGAUUGAUUGAUCGAUUGACUGAUUGAUUAAAUGAAUGAAUGACCGAUUGAUUGGUAGAUAACGUUGAAGAGAUGGUGAUUGAAGCGUUGAAAAGUGAACUUCUAAAAUAUGGAGAGAACACUUCAAUCAGAGGAAUUCCGAAAUUUUUCAAAUCGAAAGAUAUCUUUCUGAAAGUUCUAUGGCUCGUUUUUUUCAUCACGUGCACUGCAGUUCUGAUCUACCUUCUGAUCACGUUAUUUAAUAAAUUCUAUACCUGGCCCGUCACUACAAAGUAUGGAGAGAAGGUCGGCCAACCAUUAACCUUCCCGGACAUAACGAUAUGCAACUUGGAUCCACUGGCCGAAGGGGAGCCUGACUAUUUGAAAAUAAAUGAAUAUUUAACAUACGUAGAAAAUUACAAGCAGGACAUUUUAAAUUACCUAGAAAAUGCGAAUAUUACAGGAGAUGACUCGUCGUUCGCGGAGGUCAGAAACAUGUUUGACGAGAUUUUUUCGGUCUCCGGUUACAUCAUAAACUUGAAGAAGACUAGACCGGAAUCCAACGACUGUCCGAACUUCAUUGUCGAUUGCAGUUUCUUUGGUUACAACUGGUUUCAAACAGACGCCAUAUGCACUGCUGAAAACUUCACGAAACGCUGGAAUGCCAACUAUUACACUUGUUACACUCUGAAAACGAGUAGUCUGCUAAACAUUUCCAGCUCAAAUAAUAUUAGAGGUCUGAGUCUGAUUUUGAACCUGGGUCCUCCGAGCCUCAUACAAGUCCCUUACAAAUCCUCACUCACAAACUCACAAGCCAGGGGGGUCCAGGUGAGCGUGCACAGUCCAGGGACUUCUCCGGAUCUCAAACGGGGGUUCAACGUCGCUCCCGGCACUGAGAACAUCGUCGAAAUCGUUCAGACGGAGAGAUCGCGUCUGGACAAACCGCACAAUAGAUUGGGGUGCACAAAUGAAAGAAACAUGCUCUUUUCACCAACCGAGAAGUACACAUCUGACCUGUGCGUUGAAUACUGUAUACAAGAAUUGAUCAACAAAACGUGCGGCUGUGUGACGCACCUCCUAAGCGUUCCUGAAAAAUAUAUCAGUGAUACAGAUCUGUGCGGGAAUUUAACCAUCUACGAAUACUCGGACAAUAGAACUGAUAGGGCAGUGUUUGGCUUAUACUGUUCUCUGAAUAAUUCUGAUGAGGACAAAGCCAGCUGUUUUGAGAACUGCCUGAUGCCUUGCAUGGAAAUAAAGUACGACUCCUUCGUGACAUCAGCUUCCUGGCCACAACCAUCUGUGCAGAUCAAUUUGUUCCGUGAAUACUUUGAUAGAGACAACGACAGCUGCGUAGAAAAAAACCCAAAAGUGAAAGAGAGAUACAUCAACUACCUGAAGUUCAUGAGUGAGGAUAGAACUGAAGACGUCCCACUCUCAAGUUUGACGCAGAUCCAGGAAUCUUUACUGGCGAUAAAGUUUGUAAUGAAGCAAAACUUCCCUUACUACCAAUCUGAGAAUCCUGCAUACACGUGGGACGUGAUGAUUGGGACUGUUGGUGGGAUGUUAUCCCUGUGGCUGGGAAUCACUGCAGCAAGUGGGGUGGAAAUUAUCGAGUUGGUCUACCUACUCUUUAAAUGUUGCUGGAAUAAUAAAAAAUCUAGCACCGACUUUAAUACAAAUAAUAAUAAAGUUAAUAACCAACAAAGCUCCAAUGGAAUAUCAUCUGAGAAUCAUCUUCAGACUAGGAUUUAAUUUUUAACAACUAGCACUUCUCUGAUAACAGCUACAGUCUAUAAUUAUAUAGAAGUAUAGGAUAUAUUCAAUAAUAUUUAUACAUUAAGUAAUGAAUGAAUAACUUCGGUACCUUUAUUAUCAUAGACAUCAACAGUCUAAUUUAUUAUGCAUUUAUACAAAAGAAAUUAUUUCUAUGCUUAUGUAUUUAAAUUCACUUUUGAUUUUACCAUAGCAACGCUUGUACUCUAAGUGUCUAUCAAUUUUUUUUACCAAAAUUGUCCAAAUUAGCGCUUAUUUUUGAAUAAUUAAUCAAAAAAUAAUUGAUAAUUAAAUGAUUUAUGCUAAAAAUUA